GCGCCGCUGUUCGCCGCGGGCGGCUAACGCGCACCUGCUGGUCUGACCCGCCGUCUGCCGCGCGCCUGGCGUCCUAGCCGCGCAAGUUGCGGGUCCCGCAGGGCCUGGGCUGCGGGCCCGCGGGUCAGGGGGAUGGCGUCGGAGCCGCACUAACUCCGUUUCUCCUUGGACCAAGAUGACUGAUGGAAACCUUUCCACCUCUACAAAUGGGAUAGUCUUGAUGGGCAUUCUGGAUCAGCCAGGAAACCGCUUUCAGAACCUACAACAUGCCCAUGUUCUCUCAGCACCUGAGUAUGGGCCUAGGCUAAAACUUGGUGAUUUAGAAGAUCGGCACAGCCUUCAGUCAGUGGACUCAGGCAUUCCUACCCUGGAGAUUGGCAACCCAGAACCUGUCUCCUGUAGUGUGGUCCAUGUGAAGAGGAAACAGUCUGAGUCAGAGAUCAUCCCCGAGCGGGCCUUCCAGAGUGCGUGCCCACUGCCAUCCUGCGCACCACCAGCUCCCACCAGUGCUGAGCGGGAGCAGAGUGUGCGAAAAUCUUCCACAUUUCCCAGGACAGGCUAUGACUCUGUGAAGCUCUAUAGCCCCACCUCCAAAGCCCUAAACCGCAGCGAUGAUGUCUCCAUCUGCAGCGUGUCCAGUCUCGGCACAGACUUGUCAACCACCCUGUCUGUUAGCAAUGAGGACAUUUUGGACCUUGUGGUCACAAGCAGCUCCAGUGCCAUUGUGACCCUGGAGAAUGAUGAUGACCCGCAGUUUACCAGCAUCACCCUGAGUUCUAUCAAGGAAACCCCUGGACUACAGCAGCAGGACUAUGUUCAUGAAACUGAUGAGGGGAGUAAAUUGAAACUAUUGGGACCAUUUAGUAACUUCUUCACAAGGAAUUUGCUUGCUAGAAAACAAAAUGCAAGACUUGACAAACAAAAUGAUUUGGGAUGGAAAUUAUUUGGAAAAGUACCUCUUCGUGAGAAUGCUCAGAAAGAUUCAAAGAAAAUACAAAAGGAAUAUGAAGACAAGGCUGGAAGACCUAGCAAGCCACCCUCUCCAAAGCAGAAUGUGAGGAAGAAUCUUGAUUUUGAGCCACUUUCCACUACUGCUCUCAUCCUCGAAGACAGACCAGCAAAUCUCCCUGCAAAACCAGCUGAUGAAGCUCAGAAACACAGACAACAGUAUGAAGAGAUGGUGGUUCAGGCCAAAAAACGAGAACUGAAAGAAGCCCAGCGGAGGAAAAAGCAGCUGGAAGAAAGGUGCAGAGUAGAGGAAAGCAUUGGAAACGCUGUUCUUACUUGGAAUAAUGAAAUUUUACCUAACUGGGAAACAAUGUGGUGCUCUAGAAAAGUUCGAGAUUUAUGGUGGCAGGGAAUCCCUCCAAGUGUGAGAGGCAAAGUCUGGAGCUUAGCCAUUGGCAACGAGUUAAAUAUCACCCACGAGCUUUUUGACAUCUGUCUUGCCCGAGCCAAGGAGAGGUGGCGGUCCCUUCGCACAGGAGGUUCUGACGUGGAGAGUGAAGAUGCUGGGUUUUCAGCAGCAGACAGAGAAGCUAGUCUGGAGCUUAUUAAACUGGACAUUUCUAGAACGUUUCCUAAUCUCUGCAUUUUCCAGCAAGGCGGCCCAUACCAUGACAUGCUGCACAGUGUUUUGGGUGCUUACACUUGCUACCGACCGGAUGUGGGUUAUGUUCAGGGCAUGUCCUUUAUAGCAGCAGUGCUGAUCUUGAACUUGGAUACUGCAGAUGCCUUUAUUGCUUUUUCUAAUCUUUUGAAUAAACCCUGUCAAAUGGCAUUUUUCCGAGUGGAUCAUGGCCUUAUGUUGACUUAUUUUGCUGCAUUUGAAGUAUUCUUUGAAGAAAAUUUGCCGAAAUUAUUUGCUCAUUUUAAGAAGAACAACUUAACUCCAGACAUCUACCUAAUUGAUUGGAUUUUUACCUUAUAUAGUAAAUCUUUGCCCCUCGAUCUGGCCUGUCGUAUCUGGGAUGUGUUCUGCCGAGACGGGGAAGAGUUCUUGUUCCGCACGGCCCUGGGCAUCCUGAAGCUGUUUGAGGACAUCCUGACGAAGAUGGACUUCAUCCACAUGGCCCAGUUCCUGACCAGGCUGCCCGAGGACUUGCCUGCAGAAGAGCUGUUUGCUUCCAUUGCCACAGUUCAGAUGCAAAGUCGGAACAAAAAGUGGGCUCAGGUACUGACUGCUCUGCAGAAAGACAGCAGAGAAAUGGAGAAAGGGAGCCCAUCCCUCAGACACUGAGGCUGCAGAUGUGACUCGCGUUCAACAUGGAGGCAGUGCUCCAGAGGCACCCGUCUUGUUUCAGACUGACACCAGGCAAUCGAGAAGAACCGGCCUCUUCUUGAUUCCUAACCGUGGAAACACUGGAGUUGGCCUUAAACAAAACAAACAGAAAAAACUUCUAAAGAAUUAAACCAAGGCUUAGCCUUAAG
Molecule: messenger RNA, 2430 nt
Organism: Nycticebus coucang (slow loris)
Lineage: Eukaryota; Metazoa; Chordata; Mammalia; Primates; Lorisidae
Gene: TBC1D14
Product: TBC1 domain family member 14
Exons: 14
Coding region: 176-2239 (687 amino acids)
Source: RefSeq, a predicted model, not a curated record